AUGGACUUGUUCACUAGCCUGUACUGCGGACAUGUGCAGGUACUUGCACUGUACUGUACCGUACGACGUACUAGCACCUACGGUACUUACCAGUACGGUACAAGUACGACGGCAGCUAGGGAACGGGUCGAGGUACCUUCGCACCCCAUCCCUCGACGAUCGUACCCGGUACCCAACGCUGGCCAAGCAUCGUCGUGCGAAAGCAGCUACCUGCUUCGUCCCUCGUUCCCGCGGACCCUACCGGACCGCUUUCGCGAGCAACCAACAAGGCGCCCACAGUACGACACGAUAGCUGCUGCACUCGAGCCUACCGGCAAGUCCGCUGCCAACCGACCGACCCCACUCGCCGGCAGCAGGAAGCGCCACGCUCGACCCAACCAACACACUCCUCGCGCGCGGCCAACCCAAGCAAGCGGCUUCUGCCCAGCGCCAGCGUCGUCGCACCGAAGGCGCAGGUACCCGUCUGUGCCUGACGGACGGGAAGGAUUCGCAGCCCGGAACGCCUCAUCCAUCGACGACGUCGCAUCCACACCCAACCAAGCAUUUCACGACGGUCGCACACGCCUGCACGGCAAACGGCCCAUCCAUCCAUACAUACUGCAGCUCGACUGCCAAGGUCCUUGGGCCGAACCGAGGACUCCUGCCAUCGUCACGCACAAUCUGCGACAGCAUCGAUCCUCGUGCAACGCAUCGUCCCGGCGCGCCGGUGCCGACUCGACUCGCCUCGUCGACGCCCUGCCUGCCGACGCAGCUGCGCUCCCGAAACAAGGCAGCAAUAUUUAUUGGCCACGCUCGCAACGAUUCGCCGACUCGGCAGCUCUCGGCGGUCCCCUUCCACGUCGCCUCGGUCUCGUUGCCAGCCCGCCCUCGCCGCCCGCCCGCCCGCUGCUCCGGCGCAAGCCUUGCCUGGGUGCUCUCCGUCGCACGACGACGUCUGAUUUUCAUACGCCUCGCCACCUGCACAAGAUACGAAGAUCGACGAUGAUACACCGAGAGUCGAGUCUCGACAACAUGGGUCGCGGCGCCUACGAUACCACGGGCGUUGCCAAGCCGCCGCCGCGCCCUCGACCGCGAUAA
Messenger RNA from Drechmeria coniospora, 1077 nucleotides. RefSeq lists its product as uncharacterized. NCBI's taxonomy places the organism in Eukaryota, Fungi, Ascomycota, Sordariomycetes, Hypocreales, Ophiocordycipitaceae. The transcript has 5 exons. The record is from RefSeq and is a predicted model, not a curated record. The coding region runs from base 1 to 1077 and encodes 358 amino acids.